Molecule: messenger RNA, 276 nt
Organism: Lepus europaeus (European hare)
Lineage: Eukaryota; Metazoa; Chordata; Mammalia; Lagomorpha; Leporidae
Product: secretoglobin family 1D member-like
Exons: 3
Coding region: 1-276 (91 amino acids)
Source: RefSeq, a predicted model, not a curated record
AUGCAGAUGUUAGCGUCUAUCCUGCUGCUCAGUCUGGCCCUUUGCUGCUAUGAGGCUGAUGCAGUGGCCUGUCCAACCUUUAUAGCUGAAAGUACAGCCAACCUGCUAGCUCCUGAAUCUGUGUUCAGGGCAUCACUCUCCAAAUACAGAGCACCUCCAGAAGCUGUGGAGGCGAAGCUGCAAGUUAAGAGAUGCACAGACAAGAUGAGCCUUGAUAAAAGAGUACUAUUUGGGAAAGUGCUGGCAGAAGUUGUUUUGCGGACGUGUACCUUGUAA